Clunio marinus is the source of this 3696-nucleotide messenger RNA. The record is from the annotation of a GenBank genome assembly. Lineage: Eukaryota; Metazoa; Arthropoda; Insecta; Diptera; Chironomidae.
AUGAAAUUCUUCGAACAAGAGAUUUUUUUUGUGUUCAUUUAUCUGUUUAUGUUGUGUGAGUGUCACGAUAAACAAUUUCGCUGGAAUCACUCGAAAUUGUUGAAAGCUGAGUCAUUGAAUUAUCACAAGUCAUCAGUGUCGAGUCAUGAUGAACAUGCAACAAAUGUUAAGAAAAUAGUAAAACGAGAUUCAUUCCUGCCGCCACAAAACCCGUCAAAUCGAAAUUAUUUUCGUGACUUGAUCAGUCGAAAUGAAGACAUAAAUGAAGGAACGGUUGAGUACACAAUUGAUCCAUUUUUCUCAGGAUAUCACACACAAAAGCAACGCAAACAACAGUCAGAAAUUCAUGGCGGAUCACAUGUGCGAAUCACUCGUGAAGUGCAUGUUCGACAAGGAAGACUCACAGGAAUUGUACGAGAAAUGAAUGUACAAUCACGACUUGAAAAUGUUGAUCAAUUCCUAGGAAUUCCAUACGCAGAAGCCCCUAUUGGAUCAAGAAGAUUCAUGCCACCAUCAUCUCCACUCCCUUGGUCUGACGUUAAACGUGCGAAUAAAAUGGAAUCUGUUUGUCCCCAGAAACUUCCUAACCUUAACGAUCCAAGUGGAUAUAACAAUGGCAGAUACGAUCAAAUUAAGCGACUGUUGCCAUAUCUUAAAAGCGAAAGUGAAGACUGUUUAUAUUUAAACCUCUACGUACGAAGUUUGGAUGACAAAGGUCCCACAAAAAACCUUCCGGUCAUUGUUUUCGUUCAUGGUGAGUCGUUUGAAUGGAAUAGUGGAAAUCCUUACGAUGGAUCUAUUCUCGCAAGCUACGGUCAGGUUAUUGUGAUAACGUUGAAUUAUCGAUUGGGUGCAUUAGGCUUCCUGAAGCCGGGAUUAAAUGAUCAAACGGUAGCCAAUUUUGGUCUUCUUGAUAUCAUCGCCGCACUUCAAUGGAUCAAAGAGAAUGUUGAACAGUUUGGUGGUGACCGUAAUUCAGUAACUUUGUUAGGAUACGACACUGGAGCUAUUUGUGUGAAUUUUUUGAUGAUUUCACCAGUUGCUCGUGGUUUAUUUCAUAGAGCGAUUUUAAUGUCAGGAUCGGCACUUUCUGAUUGGGCAUUAAAUUACAAUCCACAACAAAUAACAAUGCAAGUAGCGAAACAGUUAAAUUGUCCAAUUGAAGAUCCAAUGCUUGGUGAAUGUUUAAGAAAAAAAUCUUAUCAAGAGAUCUUAAACGUAACUGUCAUGGCACCGGAAUUUCUUACAAUUUUUGGCCCAAUUGUUGAUGGUUUAGUUAUACCUAGUGAUCCACAUCAAUUUAUGGCUGACAGUGAUGCUUUUGGACGCUUUGAUUUGCUUUUCGGCAUGACGGAAAUUGAAUCAUUCAAUAUUCUCGGUCGUGAAGCAAUUCAAAAUGGAAUUCCACAAAUCGAUAGAGAUCAUAACAUUCGACGAUAUCUUGUGAAUCGUUUUGAUAAGCGACCGGAAAUUGCGAUUCUUACAACCUUGAAAGAAUACACGAACACAUUUUUAAAGCCAAAACCAUUAACCCCGUUGGAUCAUCGUGAUAUGUUAUUAGAAAUUCUUUCUGAUGCCAGACUUACUGCGCCUCUAGUUCAAACCGGAAUUUAUCAUUCGAGAACAAAUCCAAAAUGUUACAUGUACGUGUUUGCACAUAAUUCCGAAUCUGGAGACUAUGCGACAAUUUCCCAAUCGAUUCAUGGUGAAGAGUUACCUUAUUUGUUUGGUGCACCUCUUGGUGCUUCCGGUCCUUUUCAAACAUUUUACAAUGCACAAGAGCGACUUUUGUCGGAAGCUGUCAUGCGAUAUUUCUCGUAUUUUGCAAAACUUGGAAAGCCGACCUGUGGAUUGUGUCGCUUCACUAACAUGAAUCCAAUUGAUUGGGAAAAAUAUGACGUUGAUUGGCAAGAAUUCAGCGAACUAAAUCAAAAUUAUUUGCAUCUCGGAAUUCCACCGAUUAUCAGUCAACGUUACCGUCAUAAAUACACAAAAUUUUGGAAUGAAGGAUUACCUGAAACAAUGAAGAAUGCAAACAGUCUGACGCAGUUUAAUAUUUACGGAAAGCUUUGGAAUACGGUACCAGAACCGAGAAAAACAAUUCUACCAAUGCCAACCGGACAGAUCAGCAUGUAUCCAAUUAAAGUUGAGAUUGAAGGCGCUACUGAUGAUCCAGUGAGAGAACUUCGGCAUCGUCUGCAGCAAUCACGUAAUUCAUUCCAGUCGACAAGUCUCAAAGCAUCAACUGAGUCAAUUAAUUAUGAGCAAAUCUCAUCAGACGACCAAGUUAUGUUGAAAUCAGAGACUACAACAAUUCUCUUGAUUGCUGUAAUUGUUGCAUUCUUAUUUGUCAAUCUUGUUGGACUUUUAAUUUAUUUGUAUCGCCGUAAGAAGAAUUUGGAUCGAAAAUAUGACAAUUCAAAUAUUUUUGACGAUGAUAAACGUUCAAAGUUCAAUGACACUGAUGAAAGUUUUAUUUUGAGGAAGUCAAACAACACAUACGAGUCAAUGAAGCGACAUUCGCCUAUCAAUGGUUAUGGAGUUGGUCGGCAAACAAGUACAAGUACAGUAGAUACUCAUAUGCGAGUGAAUGAUGACAUGACAUUUGGAUGGAUGGUAAAUGACGUAGCAAUUCGAUCUUAUCCACAUCAGAAUACAUUCGCUAUAAGAGAAAAAGUCAGUGUCGCUAUCGAUGCAACACCAAACGCAAGAAGCAACAGUAUUCUUCGUCAAGAGCCCAUCGAAGUGACGAAAGCUAAAUCUAUGGAUUUCGGGCAAUGUGGUCGAAUAAUUUGUCAAGAUGUUGACAUGGAUAUGUCGAUGAUUGAUGAAAUUCCAUUUCGUGAAUUUCGCGAGCGAACAACAGAAAGUGAUUCAAGUGAAUGUUCUUCAUUUUCACAUUGUGAAGAAUGUGAGAUAAAUCAUCAAAAUUCAUCAUUUUCUGAUCCUUCAAGGUCACCGUUUUAUCAACAAGAAGAAGUGACAAGUUUUAUUGAGCCGAGGGAUGUUAAUGUGACAUCACGAGAUGAUCCAGAAAAAAUUCCAUUAUCGCCUGAAGAAUCACUCAACGCAAUUCGACGGAUGAAUUAUCCGAAAGUUCUUCCAAAUUAUCCUGAAAAUCUUCAUUUUAAUGAUUCUACAAAAAGACGAUCACUUCAAAUUCCACCUCAAUUUUAUCAGAUUCACAACACCAACACGUUACCGAAUGAUGACAACAAGUCACGUCCAAGUCCACCUCCGAGAAUGUCAUCAACACUCGGACGUAACAAUUCUAAAGAAAACCCUUCAAGAUCCUUUAUGACACAACCACAACAAGCUGUUGAACCACCAACAGUUCCUGUGCCUGAAAUCACAUCAUCGUCUUUAACAGUCGGUCCCCUGGUGCCAAAGUCCGAGAAUAUUUACAUGUCAAUGCAAAGAAAAAAGUCUUUGAGUCGGGAAAAUUCCGCUUCAUCUCAUGGGGAAAAUGAAAAAAAUCCUUUACCGGAGAAAUCGUCAAAUGAGAAAAUUCACAAUGAUGAACACUUAUAUGCUGAAAUAAUUAAAAAUUCACUAGUGCAAUCACCGCAAGACGGAAUUUAUUCAAUUUCAACUGGAAAAGGUGAGAAAAAGCUUCAAACAAUGAACUCACAGGAAAGCAACUCAUCUUCUUCUUCUGGGAGUUCAAGCACUGGAACAAUAAAAGAAAUAAAUUAG